Molecule: messenger RNA, 1644 nt
Organism: Opisthocomus hoazin
Lineage: Eukaryota; Metazoa; Chordata; Aves; Opisthocomiformes; Opisthocomidae
Source: RefSeq, a predicted model, not a curated record
AUGGGGACAGACAGGACUCAGCCCAGCUUGCUGAAAGAUCUGACCGGUCUGAUUGUGGGAGCACCAUAUGUCGCCUUUGAAAAACUGUGCUGGCAGGAUAGGGAGGUUGCUGAUGCUUGGAGGGAGACCGGCCUUGCGUACAGCUCUAGAAGAGGAAUUUGGCUUGGUGUGGAAUGGGAUGAUCCUCAGAGAGGAAAGCAUGAUGGUACCUACGAAGGAACACAGUAUUUUAAGUGCAGGCAUCCCAGAGGAGGAUCCUUUAUCCGGCCAAACAAGGCAAAUUUUGGAGUAGAUUUCCUUACGGCAGUAAAGGAUCGGUACGGACUGAAUGAUGAGCAAGAUGUGCAGCAUGGGGCACAGGACACAUUGGUAGUCGGAAAGAAGACUGUGGAAUUUGUUGGCAUGGACUCUAUUACAGAACAACAAAGCCAGCUGAACCGACUGGUGGACAUCUCCGUGCGGGGGUGUGCAGUGAGCCAUGCCGGUCCCACAGAGGAGAUCAGCAGAACAUGCACUAAUGUCAGGCAUAUAGAUCUAUCAAAAAAUCUGGUAUCAUCUUGGGAGACGGUAACAGCUAUUGCUUCUCAAGUUCAAAAUCUGGAAACACUUGAUGUCAGUGAAAACAAAAUUACAUUUCCAUCUACAUCAACUUCUGGAUCCAGCGUAUUUUCAAAACUGAGGAUUCUAGCACUUUAUCAAACUGAGAUAACAUGGACAGAGGUUCUUCUUUGUGCUCCAGGAUGGCCAGUACUUGAAGAAUUGUACCUUAUGUCUAACAACAUUACAGUUUUGGAGAGGCCUGAUAAUGUCCUGCAGACCCUGAAGCUGUUGGACCUUUCAGACAACCAGCUGCUGGAUGGAGAUCAGCUGCAUCUAAUCGCACAUCUCCCCAGAUUAGAACAUCUACUACUUAGAAACACUGGAAUAUCUUCUAUACACUUUCCUGAUGUCGGAUUUGGAUGCAAGACUAAAAUGUUUCCUUCACUAAAACGCCUUGUAAUAAGUGACAAUAAAAUAUCGCAGUGGGCGUCUAUCAACGAGCUUGACAAACUGCCAAGCCUGCGGUUACUGCUGUGUCACAACAACCCUUUCGCGGACACAGAGAAGAACCCAGAGACCCUGAGACAGCUCAUUAUUGCCAAGAUAGGUCAGCUGGAGGUUUUGAACAAGUCCGAGAUCCUUCCCGCUGAAAGAAAAGGAGCAGAGCUUGAUUAUCGCAAAAUAUUUGGCAAUGACUGGUUAGCAGCCGGUGGGAAUUCGAACCCAGACAAAAACAAACCAAGUGAAGAAUUUCUUGCUGCCCACCCCAGAUACCCAUCGCUCUGUCUCAAAUACGGGGCACCUGAAGAAGGAGAGCUGAAGGGACGACAGCCUUUGACACUGAAAAAUCAGCUGCUGACUUUGACAAUUAAAUGUCCUGAGAAACCAGAACAGAAGCCAGUAGAGAAAAAGCUACCAGAGUCUAUGACUAUUCAGAGGGUCAAAGGAUUGCUCUAUCGCCUACUUAAAAUUCCUGGUUCAGAACUGAAACUAUCCUACGAAAGUUCUAAACUGGAAGGAAAAGAAGUUGAACUAGACAAUGACUUAAAGCCUUUGCAGUUUUACUCAAUAGAAAAUGGAGACUGCGUGUUAGUACGGUGGUAA